Saccostrea echinata is the source of this 2427-nucleotide messenger RNA. Its product is annotated as sodium-dependent proline transporter-like. The record is from RefSeq and is a predicted model, not a curated record. NCBI's taxonomy places the organism in Eukaryota, Metazoa, Mollusca, Bivalvia, Ostreida, Ostreidae. Gene Ontology annotation, cellular component: membrane. The coding region runs from base 16 to 2148 and encodes 710 amino acids. The transcript has 15 exons. Gene Ontology annotation, biological process: sodium ion transmembrane transport.
UACAUGUAUUAGUGUAUGACUGUAGGAUUCCGUAGACGUAAUAUAUUAAUAUAUUACGACAUUUAUAGCCGAUCUACAGGCAGAGAAUCUCGGUCAUCCAACAGUUUGCAGAUGGAGACGGACACGUACAAAAAAGAAGAUGAGAACAAGCGCAGAGGAAAGUGGUCAUUCAAAGUUGACUUUCUCCUGUCAUGUCUGGGAUAUGCUGUGGGACUGGGGAACGUGUGGCGGUUUCCCUACCUGUGUUACAGAAACGGUGGAGGAGCCUUCAUUAUUCCUUACUUCAUAGCGUUAGCUUUGAUAGGAAUUCCUAUUCUCAUGCUAGAGUUUACCCUUGGUCAGUACUCCAGCUCUGGACCAUUGACCUGUUGGAAGUAUUCUCCUAUAUUUGCGGGGGUUGGUUAUGCAAUGAACUGCGUGUCUUCGUUUGUUGGUAUUUACUACAACAUGAUCAUGGCCUGGGCUCUCUUCUACUUAUUUGACUCUUUCAGAAGUGAUCUACCCUGGCAUUCAUGUGGUGACUGGAGUACAAAUUUGUGCUAUUAUAACGUGAAGAUUUUGAAUACUACCUCAGAAACCUGUGAGAAGAAUCGCUUUAAUAACCAGUCACUAAAUCCAUGGAUUGCAAACGAAACACAGGGAAUAUGUUACAUAGAAAAUCUUGUAAAUAAAAAAGAAGGAGUGAGAGCUUUCUUCAAUGAAACUGAGGCCAAAAAGUACUUUCCAAGAGUGAUUGCCUCUCAGGAAUAUUUUGAUCGCUAUGUGACGGGUUCAGCUUACAGUCAAGGAUUCUUUGAUCUUGGUGAAGUCCGCUGGCAGCUGGUUCUGUGUUAUUUGUUGGCGUUUGUUUUUGUCGUAUUGGCUCUCAGUAAGAGCAUCAAAACUUCUGGUAAAGUUGUAUACUUCACGGCUACGUUUCCGUAUGUGGUCCUAAUAAUUCUGCUUGUUCGUGGGUUAAUGUUGGAGGGAAAAGAGAAAGGAAUUCACUUCUACAUGACACCAGAUUUGUCUAAACUGAAGGAUGCACAAGUAUGGAAAGACGCCGCUGUUCAAAUUUUCUUUUCUCUGUCAGCUUCUCAGGGAGGGCUCAUAGCUCUGGCUAGCUAUAAUGAAUUCCAUAAUGACGUCAUAAGAGACACCUUGAUUGUUGCUUUUGGGAAUUGUCUAACCAGUAUUUUUGCUGGUUUUGUUAUUUUCUCUUAUCUGGGUCAUCUUUCGGACAUGUUGGGCGUUCCUGUAGAAGAGGUUGCUACAAGCGGACCAUCUUUGGCUUUUGUUGUCUACCCUUUUGCUGUCACACAACUUCCGGUUGCUCCUCUUUGGUCCAUUCUAUUCUUCCUCAUGUUACUUACACUUGCUGUGGACAGCGAGUUUGUGCUGGUUGAGACGGUCGUGACGUCACUGCUGGAUAAGAUUCCCAAACUCCGGGACUACAAGCUAUUUUCAGUUAUUGGUGUGUGUACAGUGAUGUUCCUGCUCGGUCUUACCAUGGCAACAAAUGGUGGUAUAUAUAUGCUAGAGAUUAUGGACACAUACGCUGGCGGUUGGGGCGUGUUGUUUAUUGCAAUAUUUGAGUGUAUCUCUAUAGCUUGGAUUUACGGUGUGUCCAGGUUUCUGGAUGAUCUCUUGCUGAUGGUUGGCAAACGUUUCUGUGGUUGUGUUCCCUUCAUCAUGUUGAAGUAUUGGUGGGUGAUCUGUUGGUGCUGUUUCACUCCGCUGUUUUGUGCUAUCAUUAUGAUAUUUUCCUGGGUGGACUACACUGGUCUAGCAAAUAAACAACACUUUAAUGCUUAUGCUGACCUUAUUGGAUGGUUGAUGACACUGACUGUAGUUGUGUCCAUCGUUGGUACUGCUAUAUACUUGGUCUCUCAGCAAUAUGGAGGUCUUGCAGAGAAGUUGAAUGCAGCUGCUAGCCCAACUGUUGAAUGGGGACCGGCCCUUAUCAAACACCGCCGUGAGGCUUUGCCUCACUCCAAAAAAUAUGGCCGAGCCUUUGUGAUUGAACUUAAUGUGGAUGGUCAGGACAAGGAGACCCAACCAACUAAUAAUGACCAGCUAGAAAUGUCGACAGAAACAUCUGCUGAGGAAAACAGAGGUCCUGUCUUGCACGAUGCAUCGCAUGAAAACAGCAUAAAACGUGAAUCAUAGAAGAUGUACCUAUAUGUAUCUGUGAAAGUGAGUUUGCUGAUUUCCUGAGAGAAAAAAGACAACAACAAAAUGGAAAUAAUAAAACCCUCAAUUUAUAAAAGAUGUAUAUUUUUAUAUGAGAAUAUGUUACUUGGCAUUGUAUUAGAAAAAACGUUUACUGUAGAUGUACUUAUUUCGCUGGUCAACAUUCCGCGAUUGCACAUUUUCAGCUGAUCAAAAUUCCAUGGAUUUUCAGGAUGCUCUUAAGUUUCAUUAUUGUAUUAAAACUUCGUUCAUUCA